Sinocyclocheilus anshuiensis is the source of this 891-nucleotide messenger RNA. It is a transcript of the gene sncgb, whose product is annotated as synuclein, gamma b (breast cancer-specific protein 1). The record is from RefSeq and is a predicted model, not a curated record. NCBI's taxonomy places the organism in Eukaryota, Metazoa, Chordata, Actinopteri, Cypriniformes, Cyprinidae. The transcript is spliced from 6 exons. Gene Ontology annotation, biological process: chemical synaptic transmission; synapse organization; synaptic vesicle endocytosis. Gene Ontology annotation, molecular function: cuprous ion binding. The coding region runs from base 167 to 529 and encodes 120 amino acids. Gene Ontology annotation, cellular component: neuronal cell body; cytoplasm; axon terminus.
CCGUCCAGAGUGCCCGUGCAUCCGUCUGUCCCGGAACAGAAUCUCUCUGUAUUCCUCUUUCCUGUCAUUUGAAACUUUCAGCAUAUAGACAGACACCGUCAGCCCUUGCAAACCCUGCCAGGCCCAGACCGUCUGCAGAUCACCAACGUCAAACUCAACGUCCAGGAUGGAUGUUCUAAUGAAGGGAUUCUCCAUGGCCAAGGAAGGAGUGGUGGCCGCCGCUGAGAAAACUAAAGCUGGAGUUGAAGAGGCAGCUCUCAGGACCAAAGAAGGGGUCAUGUAUGUGGGCAACAAGACAAAGGAGGGAAUGGUGUCAGGCGUAAACACAGUUGCCCAGAGGACCACCGACCAGGCGAAUAUUGUCGGUGAAACAGCGGUAGGCAGCACUAAUGAAGUUGGACAGAAGACAGUAGAGGGACUGGAGAAUGUUGCUGCAACAACCGGCCUAGUCAACCCGGAUGAGGCUUUAUAUGAGGGUGACUUCUCUCAUGGGGGCGGCAUGGAAGGAGACGGUGGAGAGGGUUAUUAGUCCAGAGGCCUGAAGCUGAAACAGUCCCCUCUCUUCCCUCUGACUCUCCACCUCUGAGUUUCUGCUCCAAAGCCUCACCCCUUCCAGACCCCAGAUGUUACUGAUAUUUUUUGUGACUGUAUGGAAAACCAAGUUGAAAAAGACUUUCCCUGAGCCCUGUAGCCGUUAGAUGUGUGACGCUUCCCCACCUCUCCAUCUGUGGUGUCGUCAUGCUGUUCUUUAGUGUUAUUGUCAUUCCUUAACCUGUCCACACCUCAUCUAAAACACACACAAACACUCAUACAUGGACAGGAACCGUGAAGCCCAGUGGCUGAUAUCAGAGGUUGAAGUGGUCUUUUAGGAGCAUGGCUGAAAGAAAAAAA